AUGGCUGAUCAAGUGUCGAGGCAGGAGAUACAAAGCGCCAUCGACGAGAACCGUGAGCACUUUCACUCUUUCAACCUACAGUUGGGCUACGUAGAUGGACAACACCUGUCUCGCGGACCCUCGGAUUACCGGAAAGAGCUUAUGCAAGGUGCUCGACUACCUCACUUCUGGCUUGAAGAGCGAGGCCAAGCAAUAUCGACUCUCGACUUAGUGGAUGCUUUGAGCUUCGUGCUUGUAUGCGACUCUACCUUCACAGAUCUUUCCUGGCUCAUCAUCUCCAACGUCUCGGUGACAAUCAAGCGAUCAAGUCAGGACUUCAACGACCGGGUAGGAGCAUGGACCAAAUACCUGGAGAGCUUAGCUGUUCGGGCCGUGCUUGUUAGACCAGAUCAACAUAUCGUUGAUCGAGUGUCAAGGGUUGAGGACGUGGAGAAGACAUUGAGGGCGUACCUGUCUAGCUAA
This is a messenger RNA of Fonsecaea multimorphosa CBS 102226, 462 nucleotides long. RefSeq lists its product as uncharacterized. Lineage: Eukaryota; Fungi; Ascomycota; Eurotiomycetes; Chaetothyriales; Herpotrichiellaceae. The record is from RefSeq and is a predicted model, not a curated record. Bases 1 to 462 code for a protein of 153 amino acids. The transcript has a single exon.